AUGUCUGCGCAAGAGGCUGUCACGCCGCGCUACUCAAGUGACUCUUCGGAGCCCAACUGCCAGAAGUGGCCAGGAAAGAGAUGUGAAUGCGCCGCCAACUGUGCGGUCAUCCUCCUGAUCGUGAGCAGUAUGGUCCUGCUUGCCGCGGAGGCGGACUCCUCGCACGAUGUUCCGGACGACUUUGUGUGGGCGAAUCUGGUCGUGUCCAUUCUCUUCACCCUCGAGCUGAUUGUCAGGCUGGUCAGGCCAUGCUGCGAGUGUCGGUGCCCAGACAUGCUCUGGUUCAUGGACCUGGUGGUGAUCUGCACGCAGGGAAUAGAUGUUCUCGUCACGUUGAGAGCUCGUGAGGCUAAGAGCGAGAAUCAUGCCACGGCCGACCUGCGCCGCAUCGCCCAGAACCUGCGCUGGUGUCGCAUCGUGCGCUGCCUGCGGGUCAUCCCCCUCUUCACAACCAUGAAGGUGCAGAUGGACCGCUUCAACGGGGCCCUGUGGCCUCUAGUGUUCUAUCUCCUCGUGCUGGUCUUAUCCAUCACCACUGUCGCCACUAUGACAAGGGCGGUGGUUGGAGAGGCUUGUUCGGACGUGGAGUCCUGCGGGGAGCACUUCGAAUCGAUUUGGGAGAGCAUGUACAACGUCUUCAUGGGAACUUUCGGGGGCCUUGACUUUUAUGACCUAGUCACGCCACUUUGGGACGUCAGUGGCGCGGCCUGCGUCAUCCUGUGUCUGUACAUGUUCCUGAUCUAUUUGGUGAAGACGGUGUUGACGGCUCACCUGUGUCAAAAAUUUGUGGAGACAGCCAGUGCAGAUCAGGUGGAAGAGCGACGUGAACAACUCUGGAACAAGAUAACAGGUGGGAGUGAUAGCAUCAGCCUGGACCUGUUCAAGAAGGCCCUCGAAGAUCGCAGGAGCUGUCCGAGCAGCUUGGCACUUCGACGGAGGACGUCCGCAAGGGAGCUCACCAUCUCUUAA
Messenger RNA from Symbiodinium sp. CCMP2592, 969 nucleotides. Lineage: Eukaryota; Dinophyceae; Suessiales; Symbiodiniaceae. The record is from the annotation of a GenBank genome assembly.